AUGUCCUUUUAUCGCCGAUGGCAUCAACCUCGAUACGGAAACGAAACACUUAAAAGCAGCACAUAUAUCAAGACUCUUGUAAAGAUAUUCUUACUAUUGUACUCCAGAGGAAUAACUUAUCGGAAACUAAUAGCAGUUGGAAUAGGGAUGGGACUUCUCGAGUAUUUUAAAGGUAAAUCAGAGGAUCCUGUAAGCGCAUCAGACGUGCAAGAGAUAUCAGAAAUGAUCCAGGUGUGUGAUGAGGAAAGUUGUGAUGGGGGAUGUGAAAAUGAUGAUGGUGAGAUUGAAGAAGGUGAAGUUGCAUUCUCCAAAUUGAAGAUCGAUCACGAAACUCCGCUUUAUAAUUCAUCGAAACCACCUAAAUUGCACUUUGUAGUCCCAACUUCACAAAAGGAUUGGGCUCAUGAUGCAUGUUCUGAGAAUAGUGCAAGCGUUGAAUACCAGAUUCACAAAUGGUGUGAGUCACACGAAUCUGAUUUCGACAAAGUAGGUCAAGGGGUGAAAUUCAAUUGUGCUGUUUCAUCGUUACCUAAGGAUAUUAUGGAUAUUCAAGUUAUGAAAAGGACAAAGAAUAACGUACUGGUAUUACCACAUUUUGUUUGGAUAGAUGGGUUAACAAGUGAUAAGGUUGAUGAAACUUUGGACAGAUUGGUACCAGAACUGUUAACGAAGAGUGUUGAAGAAUUGCCAUUAGAGGCAAUGGGGUUAAGACUAGCCAAAGAACAAGCAUAUGUGUUCAUAUGUUCACACAUGAAGAGGGAUAAAAGAUGUGGUGUAAUGGCACCUUACCUGAAGAAAUCAAUUGAUAAACAACUACAAAAAUUGGGGCUCUAUAGAGAUAACUCUGAUUUUUCGCCAGAUGGAGUUAGAGUUGCAUUUGUUAACCAUGUUGGUGGGCACAAGUUUUCAGCUAAUAUGCAAAUUUAUUUGAAAAACCCAAAUACUCUAAUUUGGCUUGGUAGAGUUACGCCAAGAAAUGUGCCCUACGUUGUUAACGAACUAAUUGUACCUGAGAAACCACGUCUACCAUGGCCAGAGAAAGUUAGAUGUCUACAAAAAUACGAUUGUUGGUAA
This is a messenger RNA of Zygosaccharomyces rouxii, 1074 nucleotides long. RefSeq names its product Apd1p (gene APD1). The transcript has a single exon. Lineage: Eukaryota; Fungi; Ascomycota; Saccharomycetes; Saccharomycetales; Saccharomycetaceae. The record is from RefSeq and is a predicted model, not a curated record. Bases 1 to 1074 code for a protein of 357 amino acids.